Messenger RNA from Crotalus tigris (Tiger rattlesnake), 8019 nucleotides. Its product is annotated as A-kinase anchor protein 17B. Bases 379 to 3171 code for a protein of 930 amino acids. The record is from RefSeq and is a predicted model, not a curated record. The transcript is spliced from 7 exons. Lineage: Eukaryota; Metazoa; Chordata; Lepidosauria; Squamata; Viperidae. Gene Ontology annotation, molecular function: RNA binding.
CUCCUACCUGCCUGGCUCCUGGAGUGAAUCGGAGACAUCCAAGCAUGCCUGGGACUCAACUCUGCCCAGUUCCUUCUUAGCUUCUGGGAGGACUCCAUCUCCCAUCUGCCUGCCUCCUGCAGGUGCUGGGCCAGUCAAGAACAAAAAGUCAGCAAUGACAAUGUUAGGGGCCCCCAUUUCACAUGACCUGUGGAGGAAAUGACCAGAAAUUAAAGCAUAUAAAAAGAAGCUGAGAGGCUGAAGGCAAAAUUAGAAGACUGGCAGAGAACAGAAACAUGUGUUCCAAAGAGCCAAAAAUUGUCAAGAUCAAAAAAGUAACUGGAAUUUCCACCACCUAUUAAUCGCUUCUCAAAGGAUACUCAAGGAUAUUUGGGCACCAUGACAGUCACCCUGGUCUGCGACCCCUCAGAAGCAGUGGAGCUGUGUGCCUCUCAGCAGCUUUACCUGAAGCCCGUUGCGAAACUGACAAUCAGCGUGGUGCUUCCGGAACACACUGGAGCUACCCGGGCCUUCUCCAAGUGGGAGGUGAUGGACAAGCUGAAGAACAUGAUCUGCCCAGACCAGUUCACCAGCGUGAAGGUGUCGAAGAGCACCAAGGGCUUCAUCCGAUUCGAAGGAGAGGCGGAAAGCAAGCGAUUGGUCACCAGCCUGAAGGAGAAGCUCCAUGGCAAGCUGAUCAAGCUGAACGGCUUCAAGGAAGACUUGCAGGUGGUCGCUACGGAAGCCCCUCCGGAUGGCCCACCUUCUCAGGAAUCAGAGCCCAACGUGAAGAGCCAGAAACCGGAGGAGGAGAAGGAGAAGGAGGAGGAGGAGCAGAGCCAGGUGCUCCUGGACUGCCUCCAUCUGGAAGGCCUGCCGUGCAAGUGGUUUGCCCUGAAAGGCUCGGAGAGCGAGACCCCCAACGAGGACAUCUUGAGGACAGUCUUUGGAACGUUCGGGAAGAUCAAGAACGUGGACAUCCCCAUGCUGGAUCCCUACCGGGAGGAAACAGUGGGAAGAAGCAGGAACAAUUUAAUUUUCCGGGGCCUGCGGUCCUUUGAAGCCUUUGUCCAAUAUCAAGAGUCCAAGUCGUUUGCCAGGGCCGUGGAGACACUCAAGGGCAUGAAGCUGAUGUUCAAGGGGGAAGACGGCAAGGCUCUGGCGUGUAACAUCAAGGUGACCUCUGACACCACUAGUCAUUUCAGUGAGAACGCUAUAAAGCAGAGAACGCUAGAGAGAUUAACUCUGCAAGGUCUAGAACGAGAGAGAAAGAGAGAGGAGAACAGAGGGAGAAAAGGGACUGAAAGAAAAAGACGAGAUGACGACGAGAAAAAAGGCGGAGAAGGAAGGAGGAGGGCUAAGAUCAAGAGACGGGGAAAAAGGCGGAUGGACCGAGAGGAGAAACACCCCAGAAAGCAUCUGAAAGUGACAGCUGCAGAAGAAGUGAACGCCGCAGACCUGCCUGAAUGGGAGGAGAGAAAAUAUCUCCUAGCUCAGAGAAGGGUGGAAUCAAUCAGACUCCUCACAGUGCUGCUAAGCCAAAUAAAAAAUUUUGUCCUGUCCUCCGGGCAAAUGGAGGCCUGUCUGCUGGAGCCUCAACCUGAAGGAGAGAAGACUUCCUCCACCCUUCCCGUAGAGGAUGCGCACAAGGAGGAGACAGAUGUGCCUUGCCUUGAGCGUCAAGAAGUGGAGGAUGAGAGCCAGCCGGCCUGUCCCUCCGCCCUGCUCGAACAUGUCGCGAUCAAAAAAGAAAACGAAGAACAAUUCCUGGCUGAAGACUUGCCUCCAUCCCCUUCUCCCUUCGGGAGAGCUCUUUCCAACGGACCCGCUGCUAGGGCAGUCACCAGCCACUUAACGGAGAACAGCGCCAACCCCUUUCGUGCCACGGGCUUGCUGCAGGUGACAGUCACUCAGGACUGCCAAGCGAACGGGUCGCCCCCCUACAGGUGGGAUUACCUGAGACCCAACCUGGGGCCCUUCGCAGAUGCUCCUGAGGCAGCCAAGGCUAAAAAGCAAAAGGUUUACGAAACAGAGGAAUUCAUCCAUUAUUUACUGAACUACUACCAAACCCCCCGAUACGCACGCAUCUGUCCCAGCGCAAAAAGCCCGUCGGAUGCAUCUUGGUGGCACAGGGUGGUGUCCUGUUACGAAGACGGCUUCCGGGUCAAAUUGCAGAGCAGAGAUGAAGACUGUUGGACGGAAGAGAGCUUAGGGUCAGAUCUCCCUGAAUACGACCCUCAGGUGGCCGACAAUGAUGAAGAGGACCCCUGGGAAGUAACUGACGUAAGGUCUGAGCCUGCAGACCUCAUCACGCCGGAAGACCAGGCGUGUCCUCAAGAGUUCAGCAAAUGUUGCCAGGGAGAAUGGGAGGAUUCCCUGGAGGAGGAGGAAGAGGAGGAGGAGGAGAGCGAUGGCUCCCCACCGGACAGGUUGCGUAGCCCCCUCCCAGGAAGCAACAAUAUUGCUCACAAAAACACGUCCCAAGAAGAGACUCCUGAACCGGCCGUGAGGUCGUCAGCCAGCAUGUCUAAACUGAAAGACCUGCUGGAAGAGAUCAGCAGCGAUUCGGAAUAUUUUAGCGAGGCGCUUAACGAGCCCUGGAACCCAUCGGAGCAAAGAAACGGCAGCUACCCAGUCAGCUGCAAGACGCGGCCUCUCCACCAGCACAAGGCCAAAGAACUCUUGAUACGCAUCCAGAACGUUGGCGGGGAGGACCAAGAGGGGAACCGUGGUGGACGCAGCUUCUGCGAUUCCGGGCCGAGGGCGAAGACGAGCUUCAAGAGAUCCAGCAGCAAACUCUGGUGCAAAGAGCCGAAGAUCCAGUGGUCGUCUAGCGAAGAGGAGAGAGACCUCAGCAGCCAGAAGAAGAAGAAGAAGAAGAGGGAAAGGCUGUCCGAUAGCUCCUUCCUGGAUGAGGAAGCUCAGCUCCUCCAAACCAACCACUGCGGAGAGCUGGACGCCUUCCGCAAAAUCCAGAGGAAAUGUAGCAAGUUCAUCCAUCAUAAAAUGAAAUGUAAGACUCUCCGGGCUUUGGAAGGAGGGGUGGAGAUCAAAGACCUUGUCCACCUGAGCGCCUCUCAGCUACCCGAGGAAGCUCACCAGGUGACGGGUAAGGGGAACGUGGACGUGGGUGAGAGAAGGCACAAAGCAGAAGACCGGCAGAGACUUUCCAGGCGCCUGGUGGAAAGGUGAUAAAAGAGGGGCAGCUCAGGGGUGGCGUAGAAACGGUGGGAUGUGUAGAUAGAGGAAGGUGGUGGCAUCCAAAGAACUUGGUAGAUAAAGCGGUCAACUUUGAUAGCGCCUCUAGAAGGGGCUAGCAGCUCCCGCAACAAGAGUGUCCUCAACUCUUUUGAGUUCCUUGCCUUUCUCCCCUGCUUUGCAGGGUCCUCCCUUUUCAGAAAAAGCUGGAAAUGGUUUCUGGAGGAUGUCCUUUGCUUCCUGUUGAAAUAAUUCAGUUCAGCCUAUGCUUGGACUUUGGGGGAGGAUGCUACUUGGGUUGAUUUCCGAUGGAUGGGGGCGGGGGGACCUCGGAACCAUCCCAGUACAAGUUCAUAUGAGGUCAUUUUAUAUAACCCCUCUCAAGGGCUUCACUGUAGACCUUGAACUUUGAUAAUAUUGACUUCGGCUGGUUGGGGUAUGUAUGCGUGCGUGUGUGUGUAUGUUUGUGAUUUAGUUUUGGGGGAUGCUGGGUCUCUUCUGCAUGCUGGAAAAGAAAGAGCAGCAUGGUGAAACACUCUUAGCUUCAUAAAAACAGGUGGCAAAUGUCAAUUCCUGGAUCCGGUGUCUGUAUAGAGAGGGACCACUUUUCUGUACAAUUAGUGAAGUCAACAUGUGGUCACCCAGUAGCUCAAGAAAUCUUUCCAAGUCCUAAAAUUCAAAGGCCGAGGGUCUCUCUGUUAUUGUCAGAAAGGAAACGGGCAGGAGAGAGCAAACACCAUAUUUGCAGUAGGCAGAGAAGGAAGAUGUUUAUAAUUUAAUGACAGAAAAAAAAUAUGGGAUGAUAGAAAAAAAAACACAGCUUUAUCCAGGAUCGCACAGGGUAAAGAAUGUCUGAUCUCCACCAUUUCCUGCUCCCUUUUUGGAAAACUGGGUAAGCAACGGAUACCCAGUUUUUCAGCCUGCUGUUGUCUCACAUUAUUCGGCCGAAAACAAAGCCUUGCGUUGACUCCUUCAUUUUUUUUGAGGUGAGAAAGCUCUUAGUCCCAUGGAGUUAGAUUAUCUUCAGAAGUGGCAAGGUUCCACCUAAGUCUCCCUGCAUUGCUGAUCUAAAUAAUCCCCCGAAAUGGCCAUGAGAUCCUGGAUGGCAGAAGAAAUGCUGAUAGGAUGAAUGAACACCCUCUCCCCCCCCCCCAUGUACUGGACUAGAGCAGCAUCUUUGGAGGGAGGGGCUGAAAUUGGCAGAGCCUGGGAAAGCAUUACAUCUACCUAAUGUCUCCACCUUGCACCUUCCAUCCAUUCAAUCCCUUCCCACUCCCUCUCUGAGCACGUUUCUGUUUUGAAAAACACAUCAAGAGAUCAUCUUGCAAAUCUUCUUCAUUGCAUCCGCUUUAAUCCUGAUUUAACAUACUGUGCCCCAGAAAGUCGGGUUUACAAUUGAAAUAGGUAGAGCUGACCAUCACUUUUCAGCUCCAGGAAAUUACCUCUCGAGGACUCCAGUGUGGGCCUUCCCUUGCUUUGUUGGUCCGUUGUUGAUUUAGUGACUUUGCAGAACCACGGUGGGUAUCUGGGGUGUGUGUGUGUGUUUCUUUGGUGAAGUGGAAGCUCCCCCCACUCCCCAGACUCAACAUAGGCUUUUCACGGAGACCUUCUUUGCCCCUCAGUUGAACAAAAGUUGGUUUGUUGAUGUUUGGGAAUCCCAUUAGCAAAACAAAGCCUCCAGGGUGGUGUUAGUUGCUUGAAAUAAACACAGAACUGGUGAAAAAUGCCAGCUUAAAAGGACCCCUUUUAAAUUGCCGUCACCAAAUUUAGUGAUUUGGCAGUUCUGAGGGUGCCGGUGAAAUGGUCUCACCCUGGACUGGAAAAACCACAAUUUCUUAGAGAAGAAUUCUAUGCAGAGGGGAGAACAAGACAUUUUUGUUCCAGUUCCCGCUUCACAUGAACGUGAUUUAUUUAUUCCAUGUCAUGGUACUUCUACGUGAUAUGACUUAGCUAGCAUACCGUCCACGUUUUGUUAAACUUGGCUCCAAUAAAAGUAGUGACGAACCAAAGUACGCAGGAAUUUGUUCUGUGCUUAAGGCUGUUUGUGUGUCACGCUGGUCAAAGGUGCUGGUUUUCUUUCAGCUCUUUGAAAGUCCAACUUUACACUCUGAAGCUAUAAUCUUUCUUUGCUUUGGUGAGGGACAGGCAUGCAUUUCCUGAGCGGGUGAGUGAAUAGUAUUUUUCUCUAUAAACAACCUUUUGUACUUGCAUUGUUUCUUAACCCUCUGGAUCCAAUUGAAAAGUUAGCUGUGAAUAAAGUUGUUUUAUAGGAACAUCCUUCCGGGACUACGGUGAUGUUUGUUUUCAUUGCAGAUGCAAUUUCCAUUUCCCGUUUCGAGUCUUUCUCUUUUUCGUCUUUGCUUGGAACUGAUUUGCAGAUGUGCAUACUCCUUUUGAAUAAAAUCUUUGCGCUCGCUUUUAAAAAUGCUUGCUUCCUUCACUGGAAAAUCACCGAACAGUUUUGUAACCGUAAGCCUGAGACACCUGGGGAGAAUGCAGCUUUAUAACAUGCCUGUGAUCUCCAAAUUCUGGAAAAGGAGAUCAUGAUUUAUUGGACCAGGCAUCAUAACCAAAAGGCUAGGCCAAGGGUAGGCAACCAUGGCUCUUUUAUGACUCGUGGACUUCAGCUCCCAGAAUUCCUGAGCCAGCCAUGCUGAGGGGAAAGGGAGAGGUUUCCAUGCUAAGCCAUGCUGGCUCAAGAAUUCUGGGAGUUGAAGUCCACGAAUCAUAAAAGAGCCAAGGUUGCCUACCUCUGGGCUAGGCAGUCCAAGGAAUAAAAUGUGUAAUUUUUCACUUGAUAUUUUAGAUAAGCUGUUCCUUUCUUCCACCCCAAAAAGACAGGAGGAUCCACAAAAAUUCUUGGCGGACCACUUUUCCUCAACCUAGCCAUCCUUCAGUUUCCAGAAUUCUCCAGCCAACAUGACCAUCGUGGAGGAUUCUGGGAAUUAAGAUUUACCCAUUUUGUGGGGCUUCUAGGUUGGGGAAAGCUGGAAGAGCUUUUUGCAUUGGAGAAACACCAUCUGGUGGCUGGGAAUUCCGGGAGCUGGAAGUCCAGCUAGCCUGUCUUAUAUCGUAGCACCUUUAUUUUCAAGAAUGCCUCCGAACCUAUGAGAAAAUGGCCAGUAGCUUGAGUCCAGGUCUAUAUUUAGAAGUGUGCCCAACUGUUUACAAGCUAAAGUUAAGGUAAGAACAUCUUUUUAUGGGGAAUACAAAUGACAGCGAUCCAUGUGGCGGCUACUCCAUCAGGCUUGAAACACCACCAGGCCCAAAUAGAGUGCUUUAUGUUCUAAAAGGGCUUUGAAGAAGCUUGAAGACCUUGCUGUCUCCCUGGCAUCGCAUCGGAGCUGACUUGCGGUUCAAAUUGUGUGUGUGUAAACCAUUCAGAAUAUUGAAAACUGAAGCAGUACAGAAGGCCAAAGGAUAAAUGAAGUCUUCCCUGGUUCCAAUAAAGAAGAAUAUUUAUAGCUCAGGGUUGAAAUGAGAGGUCCUUGGUGCUCUCUGAGCUGGGUUGUUUUCUUGCAGGUGUUUCAUGGCCCAACUAGGUAACAUCAUCAAUGCUAGAAGAAAGUGAGGUGUGUGGAGAAGAGGAGAGAGAUGACUGUGGGGUCCUUGUGCUCUCUGAGCUUAGUUGUUUUCUUGCAGACAUUACCCAAAAUAGGUUAACAUCAGUGCUGAUGAUAUUACCAAGUCUGGGUAAUGAAACGUCUGCAAGAAAACAACCAAGCUUUGUUUUUCUGGGUCUCCCCCAAGUUUUCCCAUCUCUUUGUUUGCAAAAUUGGCCAGUGGUUUUCCUGCUGCCUUUCUUCCCUCACACAAUCUCUCCUCCUUGCUGCCAGUUAUCUUGAAAUGGAGAUUUUGGGGGUGUCACCUAUGUAAACACAUCGGAAUCCCCAAUCCUCUUAUCUAAUGCUCAGCUGGAGGCAGCUAAUAAACAAUGGCAUCUCCGGAGACUUAUCAGAUUUCCUGAGCAGGUUGUAAAGAGAUGAAAACAUUGGAUAGAGAGCACUUCACUUUUUUAAAAUCCUGGUUUGCACAGAGGUUAAAGAACAUGGCUUCGAACGUGGGAAAGUUCUGCAAGACAACGGAACUUUUAGCCUGUUUGUAUCCCUCGCUUUACUUCCAUAAUUGCAACGAUCUAAAAUGAGAUUUAAGGAGCAAAACCAAGCGAAUUUAAUUGCAUUAAAUGCAAAAAUCCAUCUGUUUGAACCUUUGACAAGUCAGUCCAGAGCCUGCUAAGCAAGCUUCUGAAUGAAAGGCAGGCUAUUAAUCUAAAAACCAAAGAAAUAAACAGCCUUUGAAGGCUACAUGUGCCCCUGAGCAGCGUGCUGUGGUGUGUCUUCCAUAAAUUUGAAAUGGGCAUCAGGUUCCUAAUCAGCUUCACAUCACCAGCAGUUCUAAGCAAUUCUGGAGGAGAGAUUCCAUCAUAAAACACCUUUCUUUCCUGGGUGAUUUUGGAGCGUUAAGUUCUGCCCUUCAUAUUAAGUCAAAGAAAAGUACAUUAGGAAGAAUUUUAUUUCCUCUCCUUUAAAAACAAAGCAAGCACAACCAUUCAGCAUCAAUUCUGCAAGAAUGGUGACUUUAGAAAGAAGCAGAAAAUCCUAAAAAAAAAUUAGAGGUAGGUCACAACAUUUCAGCCAGUUAAAUGUCUUUAGGGCAAUAAGCAAGAACAACAGGGAAAGAUCUUGUAAGGAUGUUGUACAUUUGGGGAAAUGGGGAUAGGCAACCAACCAACCAACCAAAAAAUCUUAAAUUCCGUACUUUUGCAUUUACAAAGGUAGAAUUUCAAAGUUAACAAUAUUUAUUGCUUGCUGUGGAAAUGUUUUUUUUUUUUUUUUACAAGGA